Molecule: messenger RNA, 15389 nt
Organism: Podarcis lilfordi (Lilford's wall lizard)
Lineage: Eukaryota; Metazoa; Chordata; Lepidosauria; Squamata; Lacertidae
Source: the annotation of a GenBank genome assembly
AUGACUGAAAAUUCAUCUGGGAAUAUGCAGGGGGGCAUCACCCCCAUGCAGCAGAUGCUGGCAUCUGGAACUGGGGCCCUCUUCACCUCUCUUUUUGGUAGGUACCCUGCAUUUAUUCUGCAUUUUUUCCUGGGCCAGUUCGAGUGACAUGGAUGCAUACCAAAAAUGUGCAGUGACUAGAAGGCGUGGUUUGCACUGGCUUCAACUAGCCUGGCUCAUUUUCCUUCCUGUGUAUGCCUCAUGUUUUGCUGCCCCAUUGCUGCUGGCCACCUUGUCUAUGCUCUGGCAUUGUGAAAAUGUGGAUGUGCAUUGAAAAAUAAGGAACUGGACCUGUGGAGAAGUAGUUACAUAACUGGUUCGCCACUUGUGCAAACUGGGCCUGUUUACUGUCAGCCAGCACCAUGGCCGUGUGGUUGGGAUGGUAUAAAGUAGCCUUUUGCCAUUAAUUGUUUGAUUGGGAUGCACCAAGGAGAGCACUGCUUCUCUUGUGCCCAGUCAUAGUAUCUUAGAUUGAACAAUUUGGGCCCUGUUCACAUGUGAUGUUCAUCACUCAAAUACUGCGCCAAUAGCUGGUGACUGUUAUGUAGUUUCACUUUGCCUCUGCCACAAUACUUCCCAUUAGAGGCAAUGUACAUGUUCAUUAGCAAGUCAGAUGGUGCACCUGUGAACCAGUCCUUAGUCCAGCUUUUCUCAAACUUCUGGUAGUUGAAAUGCACUUUCAUCUGAAUAAAAAGUGAAGGCACACAUCACUCUUGCAUCCAAAAAUCUUUACCUGGAGGUGGAAGAAUCUCCUCUCAGGGAGGGGGAAAUACAGUGGUACCUCGGGUUACAGACGCUUCAGGUUACAGACUCCACUAACCCAGAAAUAGUAUCUCGGGUUAAGAACUUUGCUUCAGGAUGAGAACAGAAAUUGCACGGCGGCAGCGGGAGGCCCCAUUAGCUAAAGUGGUACCGCAGGUUAAGAACAUUUAAGAACGGACCUCCAGAACGAAUUCAGUUCUUAACCCGAGGUACCACUGUAUUUCCAGCACAGCUGCCGCACCUGUGCUCUUUUGCCAGGCUCCAGGGCGGUUCCCUUGAGAGUGUGUUCCUUUGAAGUUCAAGCAGUACAUUGCCAUUCCUUCCUUCAGGUAAACAUAAUCCAAGAGUACAGCAGCAUACCAGUUCGCCAGGUUCACCCAGGUGCAUUGCCACAUCUUCUAAAAAUACUUUGCAGGUGUAGGGGCAGCAUAGUGUUUGAUAUCUUUCUUCCCGCUUCCCUCACUCACAAAAGUAGAUGCACCCAUUCAUAAGGUGAGUGGGGAGCAAAAGGAAGGAAAUUUUAACCUCACAUUGUGUUAUAUUCAGAAAGCAUCUUUAGUGAUCUUCCCAGUGGCUGCUCUGCACCUAUCCAAACCUGUUUCUCUGAUCCUCUGGCUCUGGGAUACUGGGCAUAUGUCUGUUCUGUAAAAUGUGUGUAUUAUUAUUAUUAUUAUUAUUAUUAAAUUCCCCAGCCACUCUGCAUAUUAAUAAUAAUAAUAAUAAUAAUAAUAAUAAUAAACUUUUAUUUGUAUCCUGCCCUCUCCGGCCGAGACUUGGCUCAGGGCAGCUAACAUCAAAUAUAAUAUAUAACCUUGGUAUAAAAUCAAACAAUAAUUAAAUUACCGGUACCUCCUAAAAACAAGUCAGGAUCAAAUCUUAAAGCAUUCUAAAAACAUUAAGCAUUAAAAAACUCUUGAUAUAAUCAGUCCCUUUUGUGUUGUGCUUUCAGUCACACCCUUGGAUGUGGUGAAGAUCAGAUUGCAGGCUCAGAGGACACCUUUUUCUAAAGGUAAGCAAUUCUUCCUUUUUGGACUGGAAGCCAUUAGGGAGGAACCUUCCAUCUCUUGGAUGCCAUUGGCCUUGGACAGCUGCCUUAAGUUUCAAAACUGCUUUGACAUACAUAAAAGCUCUGUGGGCUUGGAGCCAACCUUAAAGUUCAAGAAAAGCCCUUGGUGCAGAGCUUUCUGGAACUACUUCAGAAUGCAACCGGAGAGUGGGGGCUUCCAUGUUUAAAUGCUGUCCCUCAACCCAGAAGAAUCCCUUGUACACAAAUAGCCUUUCCCCCGCUGAGCUGGUUUUCCAGAAUGAGGGAGUUUUUGAUUGGGGGCAGCAUUCAAACCUGCAACUUUCCCCACCUAUGUUCCUGGAGGACUCUGCUGUUUUUCCCGUAUGAUGAAAAUUCACCCUUAAAGGAAGUGCACUGCUAGGGCUUAAUUGUGAGUGGCUCUGGACUGGACUGUAGCAUGCUUUGUAGUGUGUCAUGCUGAGUGGUUUGAUAACCACGGCCUCUUGAGUCAUUUUGCUUAGCCCAUAACUGGCUUGUGCCCGUAGGUUAGUGGGACUUGACAAAAUUGUUUAACCCUCCCAAUGAACAUUAAGCCAUCCAUCUCUUUCCAUCCUCGAUGUCUUACCUUGGAGCAGUGCCCCAUAUCUGUUGGAAGCCCUCCUCAGGUUACCAGAAAACCUGUGGCUUUCUAAAUAUUCUUGGACUCUGACUCUCAUCAGCCUCCACCAGCAUCGCCAGCAAUCAAGGAUGAUGGGAGUUGUAGUCCAACAACAUCUGAAAGGCCACAGGAUUUCCCAACGUUGCCCCAAGCCAUUUGGGUCUAGAAAAUUAUGGGUUAAAAAAAAAUAGCCAGGUGCAUGGGGGAAAUUACAAUCUGUAUUGCAGACUGUAUUGCACAAUCUUUUUGCAGCCAGAGUCCCCAGACAGCUACUUCUUACCCGCUGCCUCAACUAAGGGUCCUCAUGUCCCUUCAGCUGUUCUUCCUCCCUCACCUCUCUCUAAGUAUUUCCAUGUUAUGUCUUUUUCAGUGUUUUCAGUACAGUGUAUGCCCUGGAGCAUUCAGCAGCCCAAAUGUGAGUAUAUCAGAUGCUUUCCCAUAUAAGCUGCCAUUCUCUUUGGAUGCAGCUCUGACCCUUUUACUAUUUCCAUGAGCAUCUGGUUGGCUACUGUGAGAGCCACGUGGGGCUAGAUGGGCCUUUGGCCUGAUCUAGCAGCGCUCCUCUUUGCAUACUGUUCAUGCUCCCAAAGGAGAGUGCUGGGAGCUUGUUCUUCCUUCCCCUGCCUUCCAGCUCUCGGGGGAGAAUGAUCCUAUCCCUCCUUCACCAAAGACGCUGGUGUUCAUCUAUCUUUGUUGUAUUCCUGGCACAGAGCAUUCAGAAGAACGUGUGAGGGCUGAAAUUGUGCUGGGAUGCCCGUGUCGGCUUCUUCUCAAAUAUCCCCAUGCGCACCUCACCUGGCCCUUCCUCUCUUGAUGCGUUAAUGUCCGCAGAUCUCCUCUGCCAAGAAAAGUAGAAUUAGUUGUGGUAGCCCUUCAUAACAUGCCAUCACUGUCUUGGUUGAAACCAGGACCUCAGAAUAAUAAGGUAUCGCAGAGACGGGAUGCAGGGAGAAUGACUUGAGGUGCUCACCAAUUUUAUUUCCCUGUCUUGUUAUGUCCUACUAAGUAAGUUACUUCAUCUUCCCCAUGUUUCACCAAUUUGUCCAUCCUUGUUCAGAGGCAUUGGAUGGGUGAGCAUGGCCUAAUUUGUCCCUUUUGGUGCUGCUGAUCUAAGUAUUUCUGCCUUGGGCCUGCUUCAUAUCAUUAUAGUGUGUGAUAUUUGUAUGAAUACCUCAUCGUAGAUGCUGGUGCAAGUCUGCAGCUUCUUGAGUUCAAAGCAACGUUGUGACUUUUGUGAGCUCAGCACAUAUAGUGUGCAUUGUGGCCCUUCAGAUUGCAGGGGAAGACCUGCAUAUUUGAACGUUCCCUCACAAAUAGAAAGUUAGUGCUUUCUCCUCACAGAUAGAAAGUCAGCACAUCAGGGGUAAGGGCUUUACCCUAACCACCUCCCUAAAGUACCAUCUUUCAAGCUCAGCCAGUCAUUAAAUGUUGACAUGCUCCUUUUACUGCCAGUGGCCCACCAUUGCUUGGGUUUGGGACUGCCACAGCCAGAAAUGCCCUCUCUGGCUCAUAAAAUGAUACCAUCGCAUUCUCCUGUUUAGUACCUCUUCCAUGUGGAAAGGCUGCAGCUUCCCCUCUCCUCUGAGCUCUCUCUGGAGUUGAGAUGCGUGUAAUUGGGCCCUUGUGUAUUCUGCACAUUGUUCCCCUCUGCCCAGCUACGAAUUCUCUUAUCAGAAAUAAUAAUAGUGUCUUUAGAUAUGUUUUAAUUUUACACAAUUCAUUCUGCUUCCACAAAAUCUUCAGUUUUGAACCUCUUUUCUUGUGCUUUUUUUGUUGUUGCUAACAAACGAUGUGAAAAGUCCUUUCCAUUUUUCUUUGCAGCCAUGCAAGCUAGAAUGCCUGUUUAUUUUUAGCAAAAACUGAGCAUCGUUGCAUGCUGAAUUGAACAUUGGGUAGCACAGAAUAUAUCUGGCACUGCAUGUUGCAUUGGUGGGUAGAAAGCUGUUCCCACCUUCUAUUUUUAACUGUUGCGAGCAUUUUGUCUCCUCUGUGUGCAUCUCCUUCUUUUCCUUCCCGUGUCCCAUAACUUUUGUGUCUCUUUGCUUUAACCCCUUUAAUUUAUGUCUGGUUGAAGGGAGUAGCUGUGUGUUGGGGCUGGUGGCCCUGAUGUUGCCUUCUGGGGAGCAGGUGAUGGCUUCAUGGGUAGACAACCCCAAUGUAGCAUGUCCAGAAUAUUUCAGCUUUAUGAGGACACAGUUCUGUCUUCAUGAAAACAGCCUAUUUAUCUUCUUCUGCAACCUGCUCUUGGGUCUAUUGCAUCUGCUAUGACUUAAGUCUGAAAACAUCUAACUUUUCAAUGCCUUAGAUGGACAAUAGAUGUUUUAUACAGCACCCAAUUAACUUGCACAUUCAUUACUACAGGGAUUCCGUGAUUAUUGAUACCAAUACCUUUUUAAAAAACCACUGACCUGUCCUUCAUGACCAAAAGCUGAGACUGGAACCAGAAAACUCCCUCUGAUAAUUAGAUCUUGGGACAAACAAGGUCUAGUUGUCUUUUAUCACAUCCUGCUAGAUUUUCACACUAGGGAAACAUCUGAGACAUGGAUAACUUUGGUUUUGCUACAGAAAUUCCCAAAGCUGGGAGGAAUUUUCAGCAGGAUCCAAACAUGAAGAAAACUGCUCUUUACUAUUAUUUAUUUAUUAUUUUAUGUUCUGAAUGCAAAUGCAUCCAGAAACGCUAAACUGCAUUUAAAAAUGAAACAUUUGCUAUUUAUAUAGCCACCCCGUGUGACAGUUCAUAAAGCAAAAACAACAUUGGAAAUACAAUAUGAAACUCUAAUAAUUGUAACUAUUUUUUUAAAUUAAAAAAUGAGCAUUACUGCUGCAGGAUUCAGCAUGAGCCUGAGAUUGACAGGCACGUGUGUUCAGGAGCAGGUGACAAAUUGGAAAUGAGGGAGCAGUUAAGAACACCUGUUUUCUGGUGAUACAACAGCCCCCGCCCUCCUCUGAGCACUGUUCCUUCUUGUCCCCCUGUCCUCCGCAGGGAAAUGCUUCCUUUACUGCAAUGGCCUCAUGGACCACCUAUAUGUGUGUCAGAAUGGAAACAGCUGCACAGCCUGGUAUAAGACGCCUACUCGCUUCACGGGCACUUUGGUAAGGUUCUGCGUGAUGAAGGGCUGGACCAUCUCCCACUGGAAGGCCUUAUAGUUUGAGUUGGCUAUAUAACCUGGGUGGAGGUGGGUGGCUGAAAAUGUGGCAAAGACAUAGAUUAGGUUGCUAUCCCCCACCCCUGUUAAAUAUAUAUAAAAGGCCUCUAGAUAAAUUGCUUUAGGGACUCGUAAGUGUAUGGCUGGGGUUGACCUGAGGCGUGGCUGUCUACACCCUCCUAAGGUGAUGUGAAGUAGGGAACUGGAGGGACGUAGGUGUGCUGCUCCCUCCCAUCAGCCAGGAUAGCUCAGUUAGGUAGAGCAUGGUGCUGAUAACACCAAGGUUGCAGGUUCAAUCCCCAUAUGUGACAGCCACAUAUUCCUGCAUUGCAGGGGGUCGGACAAGAUGGUCCACAGGGCCCCUUCCAACUGUGAUUCUGUGAUCUGUAGCCAAGGUUUGUUCUUUGUUCUGGGGUAAAACCAAAUCCCAUGUAGUUCCAGGAGCAUAUGCAUGUGCAGGUGGGAGAUGAGGAAGGAGAAGCUUUUUCUAUGCAGGGCAGUUUGGAGCAAUGAAGGGGUGGGUUGGGAAAGGGUUAAGCACCCCUUUGUGCUGCCCCCUCACCCGCCCCAACAGCUGCUUCCCUGCCAAAGCUGGGGUUUUUCCUUGUAAGAACCAGGCCUCUUGGGAGCUCAUUACAGGGGUUUUUGUAUGACUUCUAGUUCAGCGGUGUGGCUCAGCUCCAGGGUUUUAUUCCAACCAACUGCUCUCUCCUUCACUGCCCGCCUUUGCCUCUUGUUUUUUCCAGGACGCUUUUGUGAAGAUAAUACGCUAUGAGGGCAUCCGAUCCUUAUGGAGUGGCCUUCCACCCACCCUGUGAGUGUGGACAUAAGUUACAUGCAAUUAAAUUUAAAUCCCAAGGUGCACAAUUUCGGGAAGUAACACACAUACUGUCGUUUUAAAACAGCGGGUGAGGAACCUUUUCGGCCUGGCAGGCCAGAUCUUCAUCUGUCCCCACCCCCAUAGGCUGACUGUGACAGCUUAGUGGGACCACCCACUUGUCACUCACAUGAUGUCAGAUGAUUGACACAUGGGCUGACCUUCCCCACCUGUCCAAGUCCCUUGUGCAGCACUUCCCAAGUGUCCACAGUCUGCCCAGUGCUUGGGAACAGCAGCACAGUUUACUAACCCUUCCUUUAAAAGCACUAUUAACAUUUUAUCAUUUUUAUUGCAAUGUAUGAUUCCCAUCAGUUUGCUGCCCUAGCAGAUCCUGUUCUGCCUUUGGAGCGUUCCACAUCCCCAAAAACAUUGAAUUAGGGAAUAACUUCAAGAAGGAAGCCUGGUGAUCACACUUGGUUGUCUGGUCUGCUAGUGUGUGUCUGCACACGUCUGCUUGAACAUGCGGCAUGGGCAUGUACUCCCAAGAAAACCAUCUUUGGGCAAUUACAUGAUUUAGAAGCAACAAACACAGUUUUACAGCAUAUAAAGUAACCCAGUGAAAGGUGUGGAAGCUUCCUGCCAAGGUAAAGAAGUGAGAAGGGAGAUCUCCAGUCUCUCGUUUCUUUGCUGCUUUCUUUCAGCACUGCUCAGUGAAUUGUGAAUUCUUAUCUACGUGAUCAGAAUUAUUGAUGGGCUUAUGGGCAAUGUCAGAUUUGCAGCGCAUUGGCAUUGGAAGUAGUUGGGUUCUACACGGGCAUGCACACUGUACUUUAUGGGACCAUGGCACUUAAUACCCACAACUUUUUAACAGGGUGAUGGCUGUCCCUGCCACUGUGAUCUACUUCACUAGCUACGAUCAACUACGCGAUUUAUUGCGUGCCAAGUUGGACAGCCAAGCACGGUACAUCCCACUAGUGGCUGGAGCUGUUGCCAGAUGUGAGUAUCACCUCUCCUGUGUUUGUAUAUUUGCAGGAGCAGCCUGCCUUUCUGCUUUUAAUUAAAUGCACAUAUUGUAAACCACUAGCUUUUCAGAAUGCAGACGUCGUCCGCCCCCCGUAUAGGCACACUGCUAGGAAACAAACAAAUAAUUCAAUUCGAACCUGGAAAUUGUGAGAGAGAGUUGGAGAGUCCUCGUUGCUUGCAAGGAAACCAUCUCCAAAGCCAGAAGACGACAUCAGUGAGGGCAGAGGAAGCCCCAAAGAGACUGGAAGCACAGCCAGGCUUUGUUUAAGCUGCUCAGCCUCCCUGCCUAACAGCAGAUAGCGUGUGGUGGUGCUGCGUUGGCGUCUUCUCCUCCCAGCCUCCAGCCAUGUCCAGAGCUUCAGUUCUAAUUGUGGAUAUUUUUGGAUAAAUUAUUUUCGGAUUGGAGAGAGAGGGUGUUUAAAUUGUGUUUAGAGAGUGUUCCCCACUUACACGAUUCUCACGCGAAUGUGUGUGGCGCCCCAGAACAUAACCUACACAUAAGGGGUGGGGGACACCUGUACUUAUUAUUUCCCUAGUGUUUGUAGAUGCCAAUCUCCAUUUUUGGAAGACUUUAUGUUUAGAAAAGGGGUCUUCUGGAGAAUAUGGAUGUUUGGAAGCAUUUUAGAGGUUUGGAUUACAUGUGCCAUAUAAAUGCUCAAGACAGGAAGUGGACGUGGUGCCUUCCAUAUGUUUUGGACUACUUCUCCCAGCAUUCCUGACCAUUGGCCAUUCUGGCUGAGGCUGUUAGGAAUUGUAGUUCAAUAAGAUCUGGAGUGAACAACAUUGGCUGUCCCAAAAUACAUAAAGAUCCUAGCUGCUGUGCAUCUAAAGUACACAGGUCUGGAAGGGUAGACAUAUGUCUUGUUUUGAGUCAAGAGAGGAAAAAGGGCUGCCUUACCACUGGAUGGAUGGAAAUAUAUCAGGAGGGAAACCAUUACUGUUAGCUUGUAUGAAGGAUAUUUUGCUGAAUGAGCUUCAGAAGUAGGAGCGUGGGAGGGAGGGAGCGAGAUGGAGAGAGAGAGACUGACAGUUCCUGCAGGAUACUGGGACAGGGGAACUGAAGUUCAGGUGAGCACCAUCCUUCCACCACCACCCCUUCUCAAAAAAUAGACAACGUUGAGAGAUGGCAAUAUGACGGCAGGUUACAGGAGUGGGUGUGUAGGAUGUAAAACAAGGAUAGAUGCCACAGUUAUGCCUUCCUUAGAAACCUCCCUGAGCCAUUCUUUGCCUUUUUUGUUCACCACCAGCACCACAAAUGAACAAUUAUUCAGGGCAGAUCUCUGCCAACUCUUCUUUCUCUUCCCACCCCCUCAAAAAGCUAUUUUUGACAGCCAGAAUUGCAGACUCUGUGUUCAGAUAUAAGCUAGCUUUUGGAUCCUAGAUCUGAAUGACUAGGAACAGGGUUGAAAAAUCAGAUUCCUACCCUACUUAUUGCUACCUUGUCAGAUCUUACUGACCAGGGGGAAGCUGGAAUACUGAGCUAGAUGGCAUUUCUGUGAAACCUACUACUUCAGUUCGCACAUUUUCCGACGCCCAGGCACCUAAAGGUUUCCUCAGUUUACAUGCCACUGGCAUUGUAAUCGAUGACUGCCAGUCAGCUCUUCUGCAUGCACGUGUCUUCCAUUUGGUCUUUGCAGUGGAGGAACCGGGAACUGCCUUGAUUAAACUGGGGCUUGAUUUCAUGUGCCACUCUGAUCUCUCUUCCCUAGUGGGUGCAGUGACAGUGAUCAGCCCCUUGGAACUCAUCCGAACAAAGAUGCAAUCCCGACAGCUGAGCUACCGGGAACUGCGUGUCUGCAUCCAGUCUGCUGUGGCCCAGGACGGAUGGUUCUCUCUCUGGAGGGGCUGGGGGCCCACAGUUCUGCGGGACGUUCCCUUCUCAGGUAUGGAAGUGACACAGGGAAGGGAGCAGAGAGCAGUAACAAGAGGGUUUGGAAGACGUUGCAUACAGAAAUUUGGGAGGAGCUAGGCAUGUUUUGUUUUCUGAGCAAAGGUUAUGCAAGGCGGCUGCUUUCAAGAUACCAAAAAAAUGAGACUGUUCUCACCUCUCAAAAGGGUUCAUCUUCAACUUAUUGUUGAGUACAAUGUCUUAAGGACAGCAGUGCAUCGUUACUUUAUAUUACCCAUGAAAGUUGUAGAAUCUCCACCAAUGUGGUUUUUUUUUAAAAAAGGGAUUGGACAAACACCUGUCCUUUGCUCAGGAUAUCCUGUUAUUGUAGGGGGUGGAGAAAUACAGUCCAUUCCCACUUGGAGAUAGACACACUAGAUGGUGUGUGGGUCUCUUUUGCCUUUGGCAUGUCUGAGUGAAUCCAGAAUCCUGAUAAGAGUUUUAACACCCCUGUUUUGUGGAACUGCCCUGCUAUUAUGAAGGUUGGCAUAUGAAUAAAUAAACUGAACAAAUAAAUAUUACCGUUAGAUCUGGGCAAAGGGUCAAACACAGGGAUUCUGGACAGAGCGGGGGAGGGCUGCAGCUCUAACAAGCAAGCACACCUUCCCCCCACUACCAAAAAGGAAGCAUAUUCAGCUUUCUGCGGCCUGCAGUUCCCCUCCCUCCUUUGACAAUCUGUCUCUUCCUCUUUCCCCCCCACAGCUCUGUACUGGUAUAACUAUGAACUGGUGAAGGACUGGUUGUGCACCCGAUUCUGUCUUACCGAGGCCACCUUCAUGGUCAGCUUUGCAGCUGGUGCCAUUUCUGGCACGGUGAGUGCCGGCGCUUGACCGUUCUUUCCAGUGGCCUUGAGAGAGAUGUGAGGCAGAGCAGCCUGCUGAGCAAUCUUCUCUUUAACUGUGACUUUGGGAGCCUCUUAACCAGUCCCCUUUCUGCAGCCAGGAAGGCUGUAAAGAUGGUGGCCUUCUUUCUUUAUUUCUUCCGUGUUGGUCAGCAGAAGUGAAUGUUAGCAUGCUGCUUAUUGUUAAGCAUAUGCUUUCUUAGCUCAGUGAUGGGAGCGAAUGGUGUAUUUGCAGCAUUUGUAAAAUGUAGCUAAUGUGACAGAUUUUAAUGAUGCACCUCUGGAGUAGGGAACAUUCCUCAAUCUGGUCAUGAAUAAUGUUCUGAAGGCUGUAUUCCAGUGGUGGGUGGAGCCAGGAGGAAAACUGGGUGGAGCCAUGGGUGUGAACUUUCUGGUUAGCUCCGUUGGUUGGAGGAUGGUGCUGAUAACACCAAGGUCACAGGUUUGAUCCCCAUAUGGGUACAUAUUCCUGCAUUGCAGAGGGUUGGACUAGAUGAUCCAUGGGGUCCCUUCCAGCUCUACAAUUCUAUAAUUCUAUUCCUGAUGCACACAUAGGACCUUUACCAUUAUUUAUCGCAAACCAUUUUUCCUUCUCCGUGUGCAUUCUGAACAGUAGAUUCUUCAUCAGUGAAGGAGGGUACCUAAAAUGGAUUUUAUCUUCUCCCAUUCACUCCAAGGGGGCCGUGCAUUUAUGCAGAUUCAGAAAACUUUGUCCCCUUUGGGUGUUGGAGGCACUGCCAAUUCCAUUCCUACCUGCUCCAAGACGGGGUGCUUUUCUUCAGAGCUCCUCCCUGUUUCAGUACAACAGCUCUUUCCCUCCCCUGUUUCCCACCUCUUUUCUUUGCAAACAUUUAGGCAACUAAAGUGGUAAAGGAGGCCCUAACUUUCCCACCCCAGUAGACAAAAGAAAGCGCUUUGCCUCAAGCCAAGGGAAGAAUCUUGCUAGUAGUGAUGGCUAAUAGAUGGCCCUUCCUAUUCCCCAGGUGGCUGCUAUCCUCACGCUGCCCUUUGACGUGGUGAAGACCCAGCGACAAAUUCAGCUGGGAGACAUGGAGACACUCCAAGGUGAGGCGCAGGAAGCUACCUGGGGCUGCUAUCAUUAAGCCUGGCUAACUUUUUGUUAUGGCUGCUGCAAGUGAAAAGAGAAGGAAUAAAAAUGUGAACUACAUAAUGUCAUAUACUUUGUCUCCCUGCUCAGUUGCUACUCCCAGAUCCUCCUCCACCUGGCUGCUUAUGCAGAAGAUUCGAGCAGAAUCUGGCACCCGAGGACUCUUUGCAGGUGACUUACAUUGCCGUUUACUGCUUGCCAUUCUCUGUGCUGUGCGACAGCACCUCUAUAGAAUAGUAUUAUUAUUAUUAUUAUUAUUAUUAUUAUUAUUAUUAUUACUUGCCCUUCACCAAGUCCCAAUAAUAAGUAGAGGAUGAGAUUUGUAGCUAUAAGACUAUGGUUGAAAUCUCUCAACUAAAACCCCCCCUAGAAAGUUGGGCAUUCUGUUCCAUCUCAGCCUCAUUUUCCAGUAGCUCCACUGCACUUUAAAAGAUUACCCCUACUUUGAACACACAGCGAUGUGUUGCAUGUGAGUCUCAUGCAGUCAAGACAGUGGUAUGUGUGCCAAAUUCAGAAGCUGGCCAAGCACUUGCACACUCUUUCCUCACCUUAUUAGAGCAGGCAGCAAACCGUGCACCAUGGAGAUGGGAUGAAUUAUUGAACGUAGGCAGUUCUGCUCCCUUUCCUUCUUCCCAGCCUGUCUGACAGGUUUGUUUUAUUCUUCUCUCCUUCCCCCUGCCAAAAUGGCCCACAGGUUUCCUGCCUCGGGUGAUCAAGGUGGCCCCCGCCUGCGCCAUCAUGAUCAGCACAUACGAAUUUGGCAAGGCCUUCUUCCAGAAAAUGAACCAGGAACGGCAGCUUAACAAUGUAUGAAGGCCAUGGAAAGAUCCUCCAUUUUUCAGACGGACCAAAGCCACAUUGGUGGCAGGGAGAAGGGACAUAUUUCAGAAGAGUGAAAGAGGAAAAACAAAGUUUGUGAACUCGUGGUCUGAGUAAGGUGGAUCCAGUCGUGGUCACUGUCAGUUAAGGGUUGAGAAGACCAUACCUAGGAAACAUUUUGUUCCCUUUUCUUGUAGGACGUGUCUCCUGUCAGACAAAUCCCAGGUGCCUUCCAGCUCGCUUCCACCCUCCUCCUCCUUUCCCUUUUGCUGGGGAGCAGUUCAGUGAUUUGAAUCUCUUAGCUGCUGCACUCCUUGCCCCCUGCCUCCCAACCCUAGAGCCAUUGUUACAUUUUGCUGUUGGGAUGCUGUCAUGUUUGGACCUUUUUACGCCUUUCAUUUGAAGAGCAGAAUGUUCUCUUUAGCCUUGCCCAGAAUCGAGAGAAUCUCUAGCUACAACUGGCUGCCUGUUAGGUCCCAAACAGAACGUGACUUUACUUUAAACCAGAAAGGGACGAAAGGAAAAAGAGGAAGAAGCAGGCUAGCCAUGGCAUUCCAAAAGGAGGUGGUUGUUUUUUUAAAAAAAAUGUUUUUUGCUGCAUGCAAUCUGUGUGCGUGUGGCCCUCCAAAAGGCUUCAAGCUGCUGUAGACGGAAACAGACAGGCAACUCCAUCCCUGCCUUAAUUCUUAAGUGUCUGUAGGCCUGCAUGCCUUCCACUCCACCACACGAUCCUUUCUGCGCAUGACGGAUAUGCUGGCUCACGCUGCAGCCAAACACUGGACAUUGGGGGGCCCAGAAAACAAAACACUGGCUUGGACACUCAGGAUUCUCCCACCUCUUCCCUUGACACUUCUAUGGGCAGCACGCCCUAGAUAAUGAGUAGCGUGGGCACAAAGGAAUUAAACGCUGUGUUCUCCCCUUGCAGUCUUCCAUAGCAUCUGCUCUGUUAAAAGGGGGGCUGAAAUCUCAGCCAGGCCAAAAGUUUGUUUUGAUGCCAGAGACUUGUAAGUGGCACCCUUUAGCAGCUGCUAGGCUUCCCCCUUUCUGUGCUGUUAACUUAUGUGCCUGUUGCUUACAUUCUUGUGGAAAGGUUCAGGAGGCUUUUUUCUUAAAUAAAGUCACAUUUUAAACAAAGAAACAAAAAAUUAUAGCAGAGGGCACCAGGAGAGGAUUGCUUGUUCAUCCAUGUUUUGUGUAUUAGGAAUUUCUGGUCUAGCUCUUCUCUUGUCUUCUUCGGGAACAGGAGUGGGGAACGUUUUGGCCCAGUCAGCUAUUUGUCCCAACCCCUCCCUGUCAAUUUCAGAUUAUUGGCAGGUAUGUUGUCCUGCACACCUAUCGGAAGGCCUUGCAUAGGGAAACAGUGUGCAGAUCUCUCUGAAAAAACUGUGCUCAACGCUUCUGAAGCACUGAGCAAAGGGGCUGGCCAAGCUGCUUUCUCUAGGGAUUGGGUGAGCCCUUGGGUUCCCCCUGCAGAGCUCAGUUGCACAGCCUAUUCGGCAGAUCAGCUGAUGGGUGGCAACAUCAACCUUACUUUGCAGGGAUUGGUUGUCCCCCAUGGGGUACUCUAUGCACCAUUCCUACUUGAGGAUUUUCUUCCCUCCCCGGGAGUCUUCUCAUGUGGUAUGUUCUAAGAUGCUUAUAUAAUUGGAGUGGGGGGGGCGAAAUCUUUUGUCUCCUAUGUAAGUUAUUGGUUUGUCCCUGUCUCCUCAUCUUCAUUCUGCAAGGCUUAUUCACUGGAUUCCUCCAUGAACCUAAAUCCUCCCUCCUUUUGACCAGGUGACUAGGUCUUUCUAAAAGCAGAAACAGGCCACUUAUUAAUCAGCCAAGAUACACAAUACAAAGAGAAACCCACAGGUGUUUUUGAAUCCUCUGUCACAAUUGUUCAGUACAUGGAAACAAGAACUUCCUAACCACUUUUAUCUUGGCUGUUAAAAAGUGUUGCAGAUUCCACCCCCCCCCCCUGAAUUUCCUGAGUGUUGGAAUGCUUAAAAGCAUUGGAAUGCUUAAAAAAACAAACCGCCUUUGCACCAGUCCAGUAGGUCAGUUUUCCCACAUGUUGUAAAAUUCCAGCUCCCGUCAGCCCCCUUAGCCUAAUAGUCAGGGAUGAAGGGCGUGGUAGUUGGCAACACCUGGGGAGCCAAGGUUGCAAGUGAUCGAACCACUGUAAGAAAGGGAUGCUGGGAAGAGAACAAGCAUCAUCACCAUGGUGUGAGCAGGAAUCGGGACCCAGGGGUCCUCCAGGUGAUGCUGUUCUCCAGCUCCUAUCAUCCCUAAUCAUUGCCCAUGCUGCAUCUGGAGGCCCACAGGUUGCCCACCCCUGUUGUAAAAGGUGUUUGAGGAAUGGGAUACGUGAAUGAGGAUGUAAAAAUGUGAAUGCAGUUGCAUUUGAGAUUAGAGUUAUGGGUAGAGAAGGAGGUACUCUAAACACCUCUGUAACUUACUGUGGCUCUUUUAAUAUAUUUCACAUUCCUAGGUGCCACAAUCAAGAUUUUAGGUAAACUAAAAUCGGGGAUGAGAUCAAGAGCUCCUUUAGGUGCACCUUAUGACUUAUUCAUUGGCAUAAUGAGUGUCUCCUCACUCCCAAGCGGCAGAGCACCAUCCAUCCCAUGCCAUAAUAAAAGCAGGCUCGGACAUUUUUCUUCAGCACCUGUUGUAGUUUGCUACAGGCCUGCUGUAUUAGAUGCGCAAAAAUGGUUGGUUGGUUCUUCAGAUCCUGACUUAGAAUUUAGCCCUGUCGUCGCAUGGACUCAGGCUGCAACCCAGUGCACCCUCAGGAACAAAGCUUAAUUGAAUUUGGUGUGGCUUAUUUCUCAUUUCAGUAUGCUUCCAUUUGCACAUACGCAUUGUAACUCAGAAAGUCCCCAAUUUAAAUCUCAUCUUAACCGUUAUUCAGUGGCCCCAGACAAGCCAUUGUUCUCUAAUCCCAUCUGCAAUGCAGAGAUAAUACUGCCUUAUAGUAUAGUGCCAUUGUAGGAAUAAGGGUAUAAUACAGGUGAAGAGCUUUGCAGCUGAACCAUACGGCAUGAAUGUAAAAAUUAAUUUCCCCAAGCCACUUUUUAAAAAAAGACUUAAGGAUGUUUGCAGAAGAAAGAUGUGUAUCGGAAAAGAGACUUCAACAGACUUUGUCCCAUUUUACUGCCAGCUCCUCAAAUCUGUUUUAAUUCUUGCCCAUUAAUUCUACAGCUUCCCCAGCUGCUGGUCUAUAACAGUUUUUCAGCCGUGGCGAAUGAAGUCAUCACAUACCAGAGCGUUCCUAAGUCUGCUUUGUCAAAACUCUGGUAG